Ipomoea nil (Japanese morning glory) is the source of this 889-nucleotide messenger RNA. Its product is annotated as probable U6 snRNA-associated Sm-like protein LSm4. The transcript is spliced from 8 exons. NCBI's taxonomy places the organism in Eukaryota, Viridiplantae, Streptophyta, Magnoliopsida, Solanales, Convolvulaceae. Gene Ontology annotation, biological process: mRNA splicing, via spliceosome; P-body assembly; nuclear-transcribed mRNA catabolic process. Bases 154 to 591 code for a protein of 145 amino acids. The record is from RefSeq and is a predicted model, not a curated record. Gene Ontology annotation, cellular component: U6 snRNP; spliceosomal tri-snRNP complex; P-body. Gene Ontology annotation, molecular function: U6 snRNA binding.
AAACUAUGAAGUCGAAAGUUUGAAGUAACGCUAACUCUCUAACCCUACUACGCUCCAAGCUCCGGCAAAGUCGAGAAAGAAGAUCAAGGAAAAGUGAUUUCAACUCCAAAGGCGAUUUGGUGCCGAAAGAUUUGGAUUGUCGAGCUCCUCAAGAUGCUUCCGCUUUCUCUCCUCAAAACUGCCCAGGGUCAUCCCAUGCUGGUGGAACUAAAAAAUGGGGAAACUUAUAAUGGGCAUUUGGUGAACUGUGAUACAUGGAUGAAUAUCCAUCUCCGUGAAGUCAUCUGCACAUCAAAGGAUGGAGAUAGAUUUUGGAGAAUGCCAGAAUGUUACAUUCGCGGAAAUACAAUUAAGUAUCUUCGUGUCCCAGAUGAGGUGAUUGAUAAAGUUCAGGAAGAAGCAAAAAGCCGAACAGAUAGGAAACCACCCGGAGUAGGACGUGGAAGGGGAAGAGGUAGAGAUGACGGUCCUGCUGGAAGACCGGCAAAAGGAAUUGGGCGUGGGGUGGAUGAUGGAGGUGCCAAGGGCCGUGGAAGAGGAUUUUCUAGUGGCAAGGCUAGCGGCAAAGGUGGGGGUCGUGGGCGUGGCUAAUAAAUUCAGAGGCGAAGUAUCAAAAAAGUGAGAACAGAUUUGCAGUUUUAGGCACAGUGGCUGCCCUAAAAUUAGAGCGGAGAAACUUGAAACCUGCUGCCUGGUGAGUUAAGGGGUUUGUAGAAGAAAUGGUGGAUAACCAUUGACUUAACAUAUACUUAGUAUUUUUAGGUGUUUGUUUUUUCAUUGUUCAAUAGUAAUUUGUAGGAAUAUAUGUAGCCUUUUAUGAGUUUAUGACUUGUGAAAAUUGCUGCAGAGAUAUCUUCAUGUGAAAUAUUAAAUUAUGACAUCCUAUAAA